Brassicogethes aeneus is the source of this 2000-nucleotide messenger RNA. NCBI's taxonomy places the organism in Eukaryota, Metazoa, Arthropoda, Insecta, Coleoptera, Nitidulidae. The record is from the annotation of a GenBank genome assembly.
GUACAAUUUAAUUAUAAUAACAUUUCAAAAAUUAUCUGGUGUUACAAAAAUGUUGCUAUCUAUUUUUUUCUUAUUUAAUUAUAUGUGAUAAUUUUAAUUUUUAUAAUGGCACAAACAAGUAAAGUUCUACAAAGAGGAUGCUGUACGAGCAGGAACGUUUUAUGGUACUUGGUAUUUUUUGGAUUUGCUGUAAAUUAUAUGGUUAGAAUGAAUUUAAACAUUGCUAUUGUGUCCAUGAUAAAAGCAAGGCCGAAAAAUAAUGUGACAAUAUCCAGCGAGUGCUUGGUAAACAAACUAAAUGGAACUUUAAUGACAGCUCAAAAUAAUAACUUAUUAAAUCACACCACUGAAUCUUCGUUAUUUUACAAUACAGAAUCUAACACACCCAGUAUUGUUAACAUGCCUUCAAAAAAAGAAGACAAAAAAUUUGACUGGGACGAGAAAAUCCAAUCAAAAAUAUUAGGCAGUUUCUUCUGGGUGCAUUGGGUACUUCAGAUUCCUGGAGGAAUAUUAGCGUCGAAAUAUGGGACUAAAUUAGUAUUUGGUUUGUCAAAUUUUAUUGGAGUUAUACUGUGCUUUUUUAUACCAUGGUUUGCAAAUAUGGGACCUAUAUACCUAAUUACUUUUAGAUGUCUCCAAGGAUUUAUAAUGGGCUCUGCUUGGCCAUCUAUGCAUAAUAUGGCAGCUAGAUGGAUACCACCAAAUGAAAGGAGUUCAUUUAUUACUUCUUAUUUAGGGAGUUCGGUGGGUGCAGCUUUAACAUACUUCAUGUCUGGAUUUAUAAUAGACAAAUGGGGCUGGGAGGCAGCAUUUUACAUUUGCGGAGUUUUAGGAACUUUAUGGUUUAUAUGUUGGUGGUCUCUAAUUUACGAUAGUCCUGCUGAACAUCCUAGAAUAUCUCAAUGGGAAAAAGACCAUAUCAUAAAUAGUAUAGGAGACAGCUACUUAAAAAAUAAGCCUCCUAUUCCAUGGAUAGCAAUUUUAACAAGCCUUCCAGUUAUUAUGAAUAUUAUUGCCCAGUUUGGUGGUGCAUGGGGACUUUUUGCUUUGUCGACAUAUGCUCCUACAUAUUUUAGACUUAUACAUGGAAUGAGCAUGAAAACUACGGGACUGCUCUCAGGAAUGCCUCAUAUAUUUAGAAUGAUUUGGUCGUAUAUUACUUCGCAAAUUGGAGACUACUUACUCAGAACAAACAAAAUAAGUCGAACCAAUGUUCGGAAACUUGGAACUGCAUUGUGUAACAUAGGUCAGGGUUUGUUCAUGAUGGGCCUGGCUCAUUCCGGUUGCAAUUAUUCCAUGGCCAUCGUGUUUGUGACAACGGCCAUAGCGAUACACGGAGCUGUUUCGACGGGGCCACUGGCGAACAUUGUGGAUAUAAGCCCUAAUUAUGCCAGCGUUAUCCUGGGAAUAGUUAACGCCGCUGUCGCAGUGACUGGAUUUAUGACUCCAAUUGUAGCAGGAUACUUAACUCACAACAACCAAUCCGUGAGCCAGUAUCAAAAAUUCUUUUGGUUGGCAGCGGCCUUGCUUUUUUCCAGCGGUUUUCUCUACUGCUUGUUUGCUGAUGCUAAACUUCAGCCUUGGAAUUCAAUCGAAACUAAAAAACCUGAAGAAGAACGAAUGGUUAUCAAAUCAAAUAUUUCUGAAAGGGAUCAAAUGGAAAGAGAAACAGAAAGGAAUAAAAAUAAGGACGGAUAUCAACAGGUUAAUGAAACUGAAGCUGACAAAUAAAUAUGUUAUUUAUAUAUUUAUUUUAAUUUUAAAUACUGUUUAAUUUAAUUCUUCAAAUACUCAAAAUUAUAACUGAAGUUGUGGAUAUAAUAAAACUUUUGAACACAAAUUUGUGUCAAUAAAAGUUACGAAGGUUAUAAUUAAGUUUUCCUGAGUUUAAUAUUUAAUCAAUUAAUAUAUUAAUUACUAUUAAAAUCCCUAAAGAACUAUGAUUUAAAACUGUUUGGCAUUUCUCAAGUAAAAACUUUAUAAAAAAAAUUAUUGCGGCG